AUGUACCCCAAAGCCACAGAGGCCCUAAAGAGGUGCAACAAGUGCAGAAGAAAUUUUUCUGCUCUAUUAAUAUUUUCGCAGUGGUUGAAAUUUGAUGAUGCUAUAUUAGGAGCCAUUUCUAGUGGAAGUAAAAUAUGCGGAGGAAUUGUUUUUAUCUUGGCAGAGAAGUCUUUCUUAUUCUAUAUAGCAUCUCGAUCGAUAAUAACAAAGUUAGUUGACGAGAAAGAUUUAGGUAAAGUGAAUUCUUUACUUGGGGUCGCCGAAUCUAUAACGAUUUUGUUAUAUGUACCUGUGUACAGCGCUCUCUAUACAGCGACACUUAACAUAUUCUCUGCGUCAUUUUACGUUGGAAUUUUCUUGACGAUACCUGCAAUCUUGUUGUAUUCGUGGCUGUAUUUCAACAGAAACAACCGUUUUAUGGGAGAAGAAAUGAAAGUUACUGAAUAUGAAUCUGUUUUACGAAGGGGCCAAAGUUAGAAAUGAAAUAUCCUGUGAAUAUACUGGAGCAUAAAUACAGUUUUUCGUUUA
This is a messenger RNA of Photinus pyralis (common eastern firefly), 528 nucleotides long. RefSeq lists its product as uncharacterized. The coding region runs from base 1 to 477 and encodes 158 amino acids. The transcript has 5 exons. Lineage: Eukaryota; Metazoa; Arthropoda; Insecta; Coleoptera; Lampyridae. Gene Ontology annotation, cellular component: membrane. Gene Ontology annotation, molecular function: transmembrane transporter activity. Gene Ontology annotation, biological process: transmembrane transport. The record is from RefSeq and is a predicted model, not a curated record.